Molecule: messenger RNA, 1011 nt
Organism: Ipomoea triloba (trilobed morning glory)
Lineage: Eukaryota; Viridiplantae; Streptophyta; Magnoliopsida; Solanales; Convolvulaceae
Product: probable inactive receptor kinase At2g26730
Exons: 3
Coding region: 1-1011 (336 amino acids)
Biological process (GO): protein phosphorylation
Molecular function (GO): ATP binding; protein kinase activity
Source: RefSeq, a predicted model, not a curated record
AUGAUGAAUAGGGCUUUGACUCCGAGGACGAGGAGGAGCUACAAGUACGACGAAGAUAGUUGCCGGUCGAUGUCGAUUCACGAGUACGAGGAAUUCAUGGUGGGGUUCAAGGAGGAUCUCCCGCUCAAAUUCUGCGACCAAUACCGCGGGAAGGGGAAGGGGAAGCAGAUCACGCUGAAGGAGGCGCUGAGGGCGUCGGUUGGGGUGCUGGGAGAGAGUCCGAUGGGGAUGACGGAGAAAGUGGUGCUUCUGGGCGGCAAAACAUGCGCGGUUAAGCGGUUUAGGAUGGUGAUGGUGAAGAGGGUUGAGUUUGGAAGGAGGGUUGAGAAGCUGGCUCAGAUUAGUAGCCAAUGUGAAUUUCUUGUUCCCUUCUUUGCUUAUCUGUAUGCUAAGAGGAUCAAGUUGGUUGUCUGUGAUUAUUAUCCCAUGGGAAGCCUUGCAGAUCUUCUUUCAGGUGCGAGGGAGCGAGGUCAAACAGCGCUAGAGUGGGGCCAACGGCUGCAGAUAGUGGUCAGCAUUGCCCAAGCCAUUGCAUUUAUCCACUCCCAACCCCACCACUCUGAUCACAAGGACAAGGACAUGUACCUAAACGUCCAUGGCAACAUCAAGUCCUCCAACGUCAUGAUCAACGUCGACUUCACCGCCUGCCUCGCCGACUACGGCUUCGCCCAGCUCGCCGCCCGGACGGACCACUGCGACACGCCACAGCACGUCAAGUCAUCGUCGUUUAGGUCAAACUUCAGGUUUUCCGAAACACUAAGUCAGAAGAGCGAUGUGUACAACUUCGGGGUCAUCUUACUGGACGUGCUGGGGAUAAAGAAGAGCGACGUGAACAAAAGGGGACUAAAGAUGGGCAGUUGUUUCGAAUUCGACGUUCAAGGGAAGGAGAAACGGCAAGCGUUUGGGGUAUGGGACAUUGCUUUGGCUUGCACCAAGAAGUUGCCCGAGGAGAGGCCCGAUAUGGAGAAGGUGGUCACACUUGUGUACGAUGUGAAAAAGGUAACCAUGUAG